This is a messenger RNA of Solanum dulcamara, 941 nucleotides long. RefSeq lists its product as uncharacterized. The transcript has a single exon. The record is from RefSeq and is a predicted model, not a curated record. NCBI's taxonomy places the organism in Eukaryota, Viridiplantae, Streptophyta, Magnoliopsida, Solanales, Solanaceae. The coding region runs from base 233 to 682 and encodes 149 amino acids.
CUCACAGCUAAUAAAUAUAAUUUUUUCUCAUUGCCUAACCAAAUGAGUAACAUUUUCAAUGGCCCAUAAAUCCAAGAAUAUCAGAAUCACUUAGUAGGCAAAGCUUGGAAUAUAUAGCAAUUGGCUGAAAGUUACACAUAUAUGAUUACUACUUGUUUUUCUCUAGACCCUUUAAAAAGCUAGCCUUGGUGACCCAAAAAAAAAAAACACUCAACUUGUUGCACAUAAUGAAAUGGAGAGUGGUGGUAAUUUUAGCCUUGUCUCAUUUGUGAAAUGCUUCAAUGGGUGCAAAGAUCAAGCUCAAGUCUCUAGUUUUGGGACAAGGAUUUGGAAUUUCAGUGAUAAAUCAAUUGAAUUGCAAAUAAGGGUUGGUUCAAUCUUGAAGAAAGUUCACACAUUGAAGCCAGGAUCAUCAAAAAGGCUAAAUUCCAAGAAAAUUUACAAGGCUUAUAUGCCUAGUAAUUAUUAUAAAGGUGGAGUUAAGAGUUUACUUUAUUAUUAUGAUGAAUCUUGCCACCCUUAUAUUUGGAUUAAUGAUACUGGUUGUGAUUUCUCAAGAAUGGUCAAACAACAAUACAUAAGUCUUGAAGAUUUGAGAGAUUGUUCUGAGAUAAGAAUAUUUAGAGAUCAUCAAAGAGGUUGCAUUUCUGUUAGGAAGAAACCAAGAACAGAACUUUGUUGAUUCGUUUCUUUCUACUAUCCUUUUUGCUUUGUAAGACAACUUCUUUCAUGUUUAAAGAUUUGUGAUUUGAAUGCUUUAAGUGCUAAGGUUGAUUUAUGUACUUCUAAAAAAAACUAAGACAUGUAGAUUGUUGAGUGAAGUUUUAUUGGUUUUUUGUUGUUUGUAUUUGUAAUUGUUGAUUAGCAUACUUAUUAGAAUGGAUUAGUUGACAUGUAAUUGUUUUAUAGUCUAGUAAUACCAAUGUUAAUCUUUCACAUAA